This is a messenger RNA of Acanthoscelides obtectus, 240 nucleotides long. NCBI's taxonomy places the organism in Eukaryota, Metazoa, Arthropoda, Insecta, Coleoptera, Chrysomelidae. The record is from the annotation of a GenBank genome assembly.
CUAUAUGAAAUCUCGAGUCUUGAGAAAUACUGGUUGGUCGACAUACGCGUUGUCAUAUUAUGUCAAGCGAUGGUCAAAAGAUAUCAGCUCGGUUAAUUUGAGGACAAUUUUUAGCUAGGUCAAAAUGUUGACGGGAUUCGUCAAGUAAAAUACAACAUGCACUGUGGCGUAGGUGUUUGCCCUCUUCUUAAAAGUUCGCUUAGAGGUACGAUUAUAUGACGAGUUCCUUUAAAGCCUUCC